AUGCUUCUAUCUCUGUUGAUAGUGUUUUCUUAUUUUGUUUUUACUAAUGAAAAACAUUUCAAUGGAGGAACUAUUGGAUGGGCUCCCAUUGAUCCUUAUGAUAAUUCCAGUCCAGUCGAUAUUACUAUAACACAAUCUUAUUCAUGGACAUAUCCAACAAUAAAAUGUGCCAACAAUGUACCAGCCUCAACUAGUGGAUGGAGUAGUGCUAAUACUAAUGUGACUUGUGUAGUGGAUUGUUCGACUGAUGGUGGUUAUUCUAAUGCACCAAUUGAUAUUCUUACGGAUUGUACGUCAGCUAGUUCAUCAUUGAAAAUGAUGACAAGUGAAAAAUCGAAAAAUGUUACACUUUCUGCUGAUGCACAUUUUUAUAUAGCUUAUAGAGGAAGUUCUUGGGUAGCAUUAAAUGAUCCUGCUCAAUCAGGUCUGGAUUGGUCUAUUGUAACAUAUAUUGAUCUUCGAAAACGAUCAGAUGGUUUAAUUAACACUCCACCUGUUGCCAAGGUUGUUUCUCCACAGUAUGCCACAGUAAAUAAAACAAUACAAAUAAAAAUUCCUGUUUCGGAUGCCAAUGCAGGUGACGAUGUACGUUGUCGAUGGUCAACAUAUACAACUGGAUAUCGAAGACGAAAACGAUCAGGUGAAGAAAAAUAUGAAAAUUACCAUAAAAUUGCUCAUAAUUACAAAACAAAAUAUGACGACGACAAAGAAACCAUAGAUAGCAGAAAGAAAAGACAGACUUAUUCCAGUGGAUGUACCAGUGGUGACAAUUGUAAUACAGGUUCAUGUCCAAAGACGAACUGCCUGGGUAUAAAAUGUACCAUUGCUUGUUGUGACUUUAUAACGACAACAUCAACGACUACAACUAGUACAACUAGCACAACUAAGACGACAACAACGACUUCCAGUAGUACGACAAGUACAACAACAGUGACUACAACUAGCUCAACUACAGACAGUUCAACUUCUACCGAAACUCCAGGGAUACCAAAAUCGACUUCAACAUAUCCUAUUCGUCAGGCUAUUGACGAAUGUGCUGAUAUUUGUUACCCAGGUAGUAUGCCCAAUGGCACAACACUGUCUGAUUGCACCAUCACAUUCACAGGUCAUAAAGCUGGGAUCUGGGGUGCUCGUUCACGUCGUCGACGACGCCAAUUAAAAGAAGGAAAUACCUGUGCACGGACUUUUAAUUCAAGACUUACAACUUUUGAAUUAGAAAGACAGACAGCUUCUAGCAAAAUAUUCAAAUCAAAUACACCAACCAAGGAUUAUCUGAUUAAUAAUACAGUGGAUCAUCAGAAUAGCACGGAUCAUAUCUUUUCAGAAGACUCGCGCAUAAAUUUGUUUGAUUCAGCUUAUUCUGAUGAAGUAACAACUAUGACAGAUGUAGAAGAAAGUGGAGUUUCAUCAGCAGUUACUAUCAAAAGAAUCAGUCGUGCAACCAUUCAACAACUACAUGACAUGGAAAAGCUGAAUGAAAAUGCAAAAACCAAUAGUAAAUUACCAAAUCAUAUUGAUAAUACUGAUGAUAGUCAAAUCAUUGGACGUUCACCAGUUACAGUUGUUCGAGUACCAAAAUUGAAUUUAUCAAACCAGAAUAUUUCAAUCACAUCUCAACAAAACACUUCAAGUGCAUCAUCAUCCAAAUUAUCUAAAUUGAAUCAAGUGAAGGUCACCAAAAUACAACGAAAACAAACAACUUUAAGUCAACGAGCUCGAGCAUUAAGUGCUGAUAAUAUUAGCACUAUUCAUAUAGGAAAGCCUUUUGUCGUAAUGCAACCACUGACAAAUCAUUCAAAGACUGCUUCAAUUGCUACAAAUAUCAAAAUGCAUAAAGACAAUAGAGUAACCGUGAGAAAGCUUCCAAGAAAAUCUAAUAUUUCUUAA
This is a messenger RNA of Rotaria sp. Silwood1, 1887 nucleotides long. Lineage: Eukaryota; Metazoa; Rotifera; Eurotatoria; Philodinida; Philodinidae. The record is from the annotation of a GenBank genome assembly.